UGCUCAAGCUGAGCCCCAAAGCCCUGGGCUCGGAGCAGCCCAAGUCAAAGCCGCCAACAACGGCCAAUGCAAGCUUGGCAACAGAGAACAAGCAGAACCGAUACUAAACGAAAGACUUCAUAAACCGAAUUGGUGCCCAAUUCAGAGUGCGUUGUCCCACCACCCCGGAUCUCCCCCUUUCGACGGCCUUCGUUCACGUCUCAGAUCUGCAAAAUGGCUCAAGGUGAUCAACAACAGUUUUGUCUGCGCUGGAAUGACUUCCAGACCAACAUGGUCUCGUCAUUCAAGCAUCUGCGCGACGAAAAAUCUUUCACGGACGUGACACUCGCCUGUGACGGUCAAACGUGCAAGGCUCACAAAAUGGUCCUAUCCGCCUGCUCCCCUUAUUUCAAGGCUCUCUUGGAAGAGAAUCCGGCCAAGCACCCCAUCAUCAUCCUGAAGGACGUGCCAUUCCAACAUUUAACGGCCAUCCUUGAGUUCAUGUACGCCGGAGAAGUGAACGUGGCCCAAGAUCAGUUGCCCGCCUUUCUUAAGACGGCCGAAAGACUCAAGGUUAAAGGCUUGGCCGAGGCCCCGCAAACCAUCAAGCAGGAAUAAAUCUACCUUUUACAAAACCCCAUGAAUCUUUACCACUUUCUAUGAUGCCGUCGCCACCCCCACCCACAAUUGCCCAGCCCCUCUCCAUUCGAUUUGAGAUACCCCAUGGCCUGGAUGAAAACCCCCAGCCUCCCAAAGAAAGUUUGAAACACGACAACGCUAUACUACUAUCUCACCUCUCUGGACAAAAACGAAUGCGCAAUUAGAAUGAUUUCAUUUGAACAAUAAAUGUUUUGUCGAGUACA
Tigriopus californicus is the source of this 842-nucleotide messenger RNA. RefSeq names its product longitudinals lacking protein-like (gene lolal). Bases 214 to 597 code for a protein of 127 amino acids. The record is from RefSeq and is a predicted model, not a curated record. Gene Ontology annotation, cellular component: nucleus. Gene Ontology annotation, biological process: regulation of transcription by RNA polymerase II. The transcript is spliced from 2 exons. NCBI's taxonomy places the organism in Eukaryota, Metazoa, Arthropoda, Copepoda, Harpacticoida, Harpacticidae. Gene Ontology annotation, molecular function: protein binding.